AUGAAGCGGGAACGGUCGUCGCCGAUAAAGCGGCCGUAUACGGCUGUGUUAGGCGGCCUGAAUGAUGUGCUGCGGAGGUAUCAUCAGUCGGUCAGGGCGUGGCAUGCCGAAGGUUCGGUGUGCUCGCAGCGCAAUGCUGCCACUGACGUGUCUUUUUCGCAGACAGGAUUUGGAGCUAAUGAGACAAUUCCAAUCGAGAAUGAGGCUGCUCCGUCACCAGAAUCAGCGACUAGCCGAGUUAGUGAGCCUAUAAACGCCUUGCCUGACCUGCUCGGCGGCAUUCUCUACGACUUCGGUAGGGUUAUGCAGCAUGAAAGCUCACGAUUCGACGCAUUCGACGUUUUGUACCGGGCUAUGGCCAAAGUGCGCAAUAGGGAAAGUGCUGUGAAGGCGAUAAAGCACCGACGUCGCACUUGGGUUCCUCCAGUCAACGUCUACCACCAGCUCCUAUCCCGUCGCAUGGGACGUCGUUCCACUUUCAGUCCCCUGGGAGCGCAGCAGUUGCGCAAGAUCACCAAGACGUUCAAGAGAGCAGCAAACGUCUGGGGGCAUCACUGCUGUCUGGACGAGAUCGACCCAAAUAAGCCUUACAAUGAACCGCCGCAGGUCCGUUGCAUACGGUUCGACAAGACCGGCGACGUACUUAUCACGGGAGGAGAUGAGGGCAUAAUCAAGCUCUGGCACACCUUCAACUGUACUCUGAUAACGAGUUUGCGCAAGCAUGCAGGCGGAAUUGUCUCCAUGGAUGUACACCCGAACAACUAUUUCAUAUUGAGUUGUUGUGACGGUGGAGAGAUGUGGCUGUGGGAGAUCAACGGCAACCUAUACAGGCCUCAUAAACGUGUGUCUAGCCCGUUCAAGUACCUAUGGUGCCGGUUCGCGUCUUUCGGCGGCAGCGCCGGGGGUGCGGCUACUGGAUUCAGCGAUCGUUGUGAACGGGAGAUUGAUAGCACUUUGGUGGUGUGCGUCACAACAGAUUCGAGGCUAUCUAUUUAUCGCAUGCGAGACCUUGUGGUCUCAUCUAGUGGGAACAACGUCACCAGAGAGGUGUCGCCGUUGUACGUGGUUGAGCUGUUCAACCACAAUAUAAAGGCAUACGACGUUUCACGCCCGCUGAUGCAUGACCAUUCGUUUCUGAUCGCAAUCGGCAUCGAGCCCAUGUUCUUGGAGGAGUUGCGUCUUGCUGAGGAUACGGCCUCUUCUGCCCUGUCCAUUCUGCAGGGUGAGGCAGCAUCCCGUUCCGCCGACCGUGCGCAUGGGCAAUAUGGCAAGAUCACGUCGAAUGCGCUUUGUGCACUGUUCAACAUCUCCACUGGCACCUUUUUGGCUUCCUUAGGCGAUAAAUCUGCGGGAAAGGAUUCAUCUGAUAUGAAUGUCGAUCGCACGGCACCAAACGAGUCGGGACGGGAUAGCUCCGGAACUGUGGAUAAUGGUGGUGCCGGAUUCUGCUUGUGCGACGUAUCUGUGAACGCUUUUCAGGAUACUGCGGGGAGGUGCAGGUGCUGCCUUAAACCAGUGCGCACUUUUACCUUCCGGGAGGUUCCACGGUCGUCCCCAAAGGACUACCUGUCGCAGCCAGAGGAGUCCUCUCCCAAAGUCAGCGGGUCUAAGGCUGACACAGCGCCCGUUUCGCGUCCUAGCGCUCCAAAGUUUUGCUGGAAACACGAUUCUAAUGAAUUGGAGACCUACAUUCGGGAGGAGCUGGCUGGAUACUCCAUCCAUGAAGACUCACAAGUCGCGGACUCGGUCAGGUUCGGCACAAACAGCAUGCCGUUUGGCCGUUUGACGUCUACGGUGGUGUUUCCGUCUUAUAUGGAUACCCCUUAUGUGUUGUUUGACUCCUUGGACAUGGAUCAGCGCGACACGGGGAAUUUCGACGAUCUUAUCUACCACGUGCAGCGUGGCCACGAGCUGAGUCCCGACGUGUGUUUCGCUAAUCACAGUCUUAACCACGUGACGGGCAGCGAUGACGGUAAGGCGUUUCUUUGGGUGCAUUGCGGCUCAACGGUGAAGUUCAAGAGCAUCCCGCUGCUCACUAAGUGUAUAAAUAAAUGGGUGUGCAACGAUCCUUCGGAGACCAGCACCGGUCGUCAGACACCGGAUGUGUUGGAUCCGGCAUUUGUUAUCGAUCCACCCGUUUCUGUGACCGAGGAUGCAGUUGAUACACGCACUGGUAUAUCUCCAGUUACAGCACCUACCUCCAACGCACCGGAAGGCACAGACAUUGGGCAGGUUUCCACAUCCGCGCCUAUGGAGGUUGACAUCGCAAAUUCUGAGGACGAUAUGACGAAAAAGAAUGUAGUUUUUUCUAAUGCAGUAGUCGCGUCCGAAAAUGUGACUGGAUCGGAGUUGACAGUGAUGGAUUCCAGUGGGUCGGCGCCGGCACCAUCCCCUUCACAUGAUGAUACUUCUAAGAUAGGUAGCCAAAAUGGGCUCGAAAUCGCCGCACCGGUAAAUGGGUGUCUACGAAAGGAUGCUAUUACUAACAGCGUAGCUGAAAAUGAAGUCGCAGGUUCCUCUGACCAUUACAGGCCCUCAUGGUUGACAGAUUACGCAGCAAAGGAUUUGGAUACGUGCGAUGCAUUCCUACCAAGUGAUAGGGUAAAACCAUCCAUGCGUGACGAAGAGGUAUGCCAAAGCGGUAAGGCCACGUCGAAGCUUUUUAAGGAGGGCGAUUCGAAUAAGCAGCAUAUGAGUGAGUCUGGUCACCACUACAUGGUAACGGCCAUUUCGUGGUCGGUGAACGACACUUAUAUCUUCAUCGCAGACAGUAUAGUCACGCGUUUCAACGUGAAAAAGCUGAUCACCGCGUCCCGCACCAUAUUGUCAGGGGUGUCGGUUUUCACAUCGCAGGGUCUCCCCGUUGCCGACUUCUUGCAUAACGAGAUCAGUCAUCACGUCGGAUGCGUGAAGCCUCACCCGUUAACUGACGAUUUGGCUCUGGUAAUAACAUAUGGCGGUGUUAUUUACGUCCUGUCCGUCGAGAGCAAGUCUGUUGUCAGGAAGUUGGACUGCGGCCCAAAUGCCGUUUGGUUGGAUGCCGAUUGGCACCCUUGUGGCAUGUACUUCGCCGCGUGCCAGUCAUUUGGCUGCUUCUCUCUGUUCACGGUGGAUGGUCUGCUGAGCAACUAUCGUGCCACACUGAACCACCAAUGUGGGUACAGCGACAUGCUGCCCAUAAAUACAUCGGCGUUUUACUCUGGUGCGGAGAGCGAUUCUGUAAACAUACGGCGUUAUCAUUACGGCUCAACGCUCAUGCCUCCAUUAGAGCUGGAUGGUAAGGGCUGCAGCGAGAGCCUACGGUUCUACACGGCGAGCUCGUUCCACACGGUGCUUGACGACAACCGCUGCGAAGUGCUGUACGCAUGUUCUCCAGUACCUAUGCAAGUAGAUGACACAAAACCUUGGGGUAACCGUCUUUUGGACAUGUCAGUGGUCCCGGCACAUCUGUGGUCGUCGAUAUCGGUAUUGAGCCGUAUCCCUCUGGAUAUAAACGUUGUGGAAUUUUUGCAGUGGCACUUAGGUGUAUACGGCAACUGCGAUGUUGCAGAGCUUCUGUCCUGGUUUCUCUGUGUGAACAAGUUGGAUGUGCUAGGAAAUUUCACCAACCGUGUCCGUCGUGUGGUCUGCCCAUACGGAGGUGUAACAUGUGUGGUCUGCCAGCACAUCGUCACAAGUUCCGAUCGUGCGGAGCGGUACGCGGAGAUGUCUGCCGAACAGCAUGGUGUGAAGUCCAAGGUGAACGAGCGUGGUGACAUUAUUGCCUGUUUGCCCAUUGCAUCGCGCCCGCAGUCUUCAACCGCUCCUCACCCCCCCGCAGCACCGAUUGAGAGGCGGCCGCAAACGGCUUCUCCAACGAAUCGAGUGAUUUCAGCGGCCACAACGACGCGCGCUCCAUCGUUGUCACGUACUCAAAUUGCUUUGAGGUCGAAUGAAAACAGUCGAUCAAGCUCGAGCUUGCGCCAUGCUUCGUUGAGCAGGCAACCUCCCACUAGGGUGCAGCCUCCUCGUGGAGCGGCGGCGAGACCCACCACAAGCGCUUCCGCAACUUCUGCACAGUCAUCUAAUGAUGAAGUUCGUACGAGAAUAUCGCCUAGGAGAAAUGCUGCAGCGCCGCCAGCUACGGCCUCUCCGAGGACACCGCCCGCUUCGGAUCGUGCAACUUCUCAGACGCAGAUAGGAUCAUCUGAUAUAACUCGUGCACUUUCCCAAGUCACUUCCGACGAGCGUACGGUACGACGGCUACGCCGUGAAAUGCGCAUGACUCAAUCAUCGGAUGAUGAGUCAUCGCCUGAUCGCGUUAGCAGCAGCUACCCAUUUCGCAAUCGCCGCCAAUGCGUAGAAGGUGGUGUGAAGAGGGAGUUAGAUCGAGCUACGUAUUUGGGUAGCGUCCUAGGCUCGAUUGGUUUGUCGAAAGCGGCCCACCAGGCGUCUGGCCCACUUGACGCAGUGUGCCUGUUGUGUGGUUUCGGCUCAGACAACUCAAAAGCCAAGCGUAAUACGGGAGUAAAGGCGUAUAUAGGUGGCUCAACAUUAGUCAGGAACAGCUUGAUCGGCCCAUUUGCUGUCUCGAAGCGGUACAUGGACACGAUGGAACAGGAGUUCCCUAAGCUGUUUGACCGCAUGGGCAAUGACGUGUUCAUGCACAUAGGGUGUUUGGCAGCGGCUACCCACCUUGUGCCUGACUCAAGUGGCCAUAGGAUUGCGAACCUGCCGGAAGUUUUGAUACGUGGCAUGCAUGAGAAGUGCGCAUACUGCGGCGGCACCUACGCUACGCUUCACUGUACUGGGGCUGAUUGCAAUCGUGCAUUCCAUUAUACCUGCAGCAUUGCGUGCGUGGAAGAUGAGUCGUACCAGCGUCAACAACCCACAUUGAGGCGCAAUCCCUCAUUCUGGUCAAGAAUGAACAAUCCGGUGGAUCCACUUUUAUGUGACCGUUUUCUGUGUCUGGAGUGCACGCUAAAGGACUGGAUAGACGGAUCUCCCUCCGUUGAGCCGCUCUGUACAGGCGAACACUUCCUCAGUGAUGAACCUCGUGCGUGGUUCUACUCGGAUGCGAGGGAUAUGAAUGCUCAUUGUUACGUCCCCCAGGGUGGUGACUUGAUAUUCAUACCUGUUCAGGCCCGAAGUCGUAUCAAGGCGAAUAGUGCUAUACCGUGGUCUUCUGCCUUGCAUACGCAUAUGUUAGAAGUCAAGAAGGUCGACUAUCGAUUUUGCGGCCCAAUAUCUGAUGACAUCGGCAUCUGCUCGGUUUUGUGGGUUCGCCAGAUGGACAACAACAAACGCCAGUCCCUGUUCUACCGCCCAGGUGACCUUACCGUGUUGACAUUGGUGGAUGUGCUUGUUGGUGUUUGGCGUCUGGAUAAGGUCAAAGAGGGGGAUUCCGUCAAGGUGCUUUGUGCAGACGGGUGGAUGGACGCGACGGUGAGUGGCAUUAAAGACCCUCUGGUUUGCAGCGCCAACUACAAUGUGGUUUCUGGCGAUUAUAGCACUGCUAACGUCGCUAGAUUGGGCAGAGCUGCCAUCGAUCUCGGUACCAACUGCAUCCAGGCCAAACUGGUGUCCGACGCGUCAGAGCAGUGGUUUUCCGCAUGGCAGUUCCGUAUUGACCCUACCAGUGAGUCAAGCCUGUUUGACUCACUGCACCAGCGUCUGUUCCCGGCUGAAGCGAUGGAGGAUUUGAUAAACCUGACGCUGGAUGGCAAUUUCGAGGAAUUUAAUAUUUUGCCGAAAUGGACGGAAUGCCGAGAACGUUGGGUGCGUACGUAUUGGACGACAAUCGCCUGCCCGAUGUCGAUGGAGAAGGUCCGACAGCGCAUCCUGAAUUCGUAUUACAUGUGUCCGCAGGGGUGUCUAUCGGAUCUUGACCUAAUUGUGCGUAACUGCAGGCUAUUCAAUCCGCCUUCUAGCACGCUCUGCCAGAUCGCUCAGACCCUGGAACGUGCUAUAUCCACAAUUCGAGACGACAUUAGGCGCUUGAUGAAUGCAGAAAAGUAUGCUAAGGUGCUGGUUCAGUUCUUAAGGCCGAAUAUAGGGCUUUUGUUCGUAACUCCCAGCACCUCUACCAAUGCCGUGGUUGGUGAGGAUAACGUGGCGUCAACACAACCUGACUCAACAGCAUCACAAACCCAUACAUUAGAUGCGGAUAUUGCAAGCCCGGCUUCCGCCCGUGGAGCCCUCUCACCAACGCAAGCCACUCAGCGUUUUGACGACGACGAUAUGCCCAUUCGACGUUCACCGCGUAUCCUGCGGUCAAAAGCUUCAGUGAGUGAUGAUAUACAAGCGCAUAAACUCCCACAAGCUUCGAAGGCGCCACUGAGAUCUGCGAUUUCAGGAGGAACCGAUGAUUCCAGGCAUCCAACGUCCAAACCCAACGCUUCCGAGAUACAGCAUGGGCAUUCUACACGGGCCUCUCAGAAGCUCGGCGAAUCUGACCAAGUAUCUUCACGCGGAUAUGCCAACUCCGCUGUUGGCAAUACAAGCACUUCAUCGUCUAGUCUGCGGUCAUCUGCGUCGUCGGGGGGCACUCCAGUGCAACAGCCUGCCAGCAACACGUCUACAUCAGCUGGCGGGCUCCAUAUGACCAACCGUCGCACGUCGUCUAGGCUGGCUGCCAUUAAUGAGAGGGAGGCAGAGCAGGCAAAAAUCGCUGCUCUGGAGAAGAAGCAACAGGAGGAGGAAGAAAAGCUUAGGCGAACGUAUGCGUCGCGCUACAACCUCAGAGGGAUUUGA
Messenger RNA from Babesia ovata, 6732 nucleotides. RefSeq names its product WD G-beta repeat-containing protein, putative. The transcript has 2 exons. Gene Ontology annotation, biological process: cytoskeleton organization; regulation of transcription by RNA polymerase II; regulation of cell shape. The coding region runs from base 1 to 6732 and encodes 2243 amino acids. The record is from RefSeq and is a predicted model, not a curated record. Gene Ontology annotation, molecular function: protein binding. NCBI's taxonomy places the organism in Eukaryota, Apicomplexa, Aconoidasida, Piroplasmida, Babesiidae. Gene Ontology annotation, cellular component: nucleus.